GUUUUGCAAAGACACCUUUGACAAGAAUUACAAGGCCACCAUCGGGGUGGACUUUGAGAUGGAACGGUUCGAGGUUCUGGGGGUCCCCUUCAGCCUCCAGCUGUGGGACACGGCUGGCCAGGAACGCUUCAAGUGCAUCGCCUCCACUUACUAUCGGGGAGCACAAGCCAUCAUUAUCGUCUUCGAUUUGAAUGACGUGGCAUCGCUGGACCACACCAGGCAGUGGCUGGUCGAUGCCCUGAAGGAGAACGACCCCUCCGGAGUCCUGCUCUUCCUGGUGGGCACCAAGAAGGACCUCAGCACACCCGCGCAGUACAACCUUAUAGAGCGGGACGCCCAGAAGGUGGCAAAGGAGAUGCAGGCUGAAUACUGGGCUGUCUCCUCACUCACAGGCGAGAACAUCCGGGAGUUUUUCUUCCGUCUGGCCGCGCUCACCUUCGAACGGAGCGUGCUGGCCGAGCUGGAGAAGAGCAACGCGCGGCGGAUUGGGGACGUCGUGCAUGAAGGGCCAAUGGGGCCCCCAGACCUGAAG
This is a messenger RNA of Protobothrops mucrosquamatus (brown spotted pit viper), 532 nucleotides long. Its product is annotated as ras-related protein Rab-34-like. NCBI's taxonomy places the organism in Eukaryota, Metazoa, Chordata, Lepidosauria, Squamata, Viperidae. Gene Ontology annotation, biological process: phagosome-lysosome fusion; endocytosis. The annotation marks the transcript as partial. The record is from RefSeq and is a predicted model, not a curated record. Gene Ontology annotation, molecular function: GTPase activity; GTP binding. The transcript is spliced from 7 exons.